AUGGCUGGACUGCAAUCGGAAAAUUCGUCCUGCUGUGGCGGCUCCACCAGUAAUAGGCAGCAAACACCUCAAUCCAUGCGGUUUCAAAGUGAAGCCAUCGACGCUAGUUCAGCCAGCAUCUCCGCAGCAAACAUCGCGGCAGUGACCCGAAGCCAGCACGGCGCCACGAGGCGCCCUACCGCAGUUGUUCAUUCCGGCUCACUUCACAACCGUUCUAGUGCAAUUAGUGGCAGCAACAGUGGUACUGCAACUACUUCUAACUGUGGCAUCGAUUACAGUACUAGCAGCAGCAAUAAUGGUGAGUCCAACAACCGAUCAGGAAGCGGUAACUCUGAUUAUUGUGCCACCAAGUCUCCAAGUUCGAAACUGAGCGAAUUGUUGUCCGGCCAGAACUUGACAUUCUCUCCUGAGCAGGUUGCCUGCAUGUGUGAGGCCCUUCAACAAGCGAGGGAUAUUGACAGACUAGCCAGAUUUCUAUGGUCUUUGCCACCAAGUGAACUACUGAGAGGCAACGAAUCUGUACUGCGUGGUCAAGCUUUAGUUGCAUUCCAUCGGGGAAAUUACAAAGACCUAUACGCCAUCUUAGAGAGCCACAAUUUUGAUCCGCAGUAUCACAAUGAUCUUCAGCAAAUGUGGUACAAAGCCCAUUACAGGGAAGCCGAAAAAAUCCGAGGCAGGCCUCUUGGCGCUGUGGAUAAGUACAGAUUGAGGAGAAAGUUUCCUUUGCCUAAGACAAUUUGGGACGGUGAAGAAACAGUCUAUUGUUUCAAAGAGAAGUCUAGGAUAGCUCUCAAGGAUUGUUACAAGCAGAACAGAUAUCCAACGCCAGAUGAAAAGAGAGGAUUGGCUAAAAAAACUGGUCUCACACUAACCCAAGUUAGCAAUUGGUUUAAAAACAGAAGACAAAGAGAUAGAACACCUCAUCAUUACCGGAGUGAAAACUCUCUCAGUCACCAUACUCGCACGUCGACUCCCCAUUUGUGCGUAGGCAACAGUCACAUCGUGUCUCCUGGACAGCACACGGCAGCGGCAAGAUCUCCACCAGCAUCUUCUCAGCCGUCACUCUGUGGACACCAUUUCGGCGAUGACAUGAAUCGAGAUUUCCACUUCAACCCUACUAAACCGAUGGACGAAUUAGCUGUAAUGGCGAUGGUCAAAUCGGAACCCGGACUUUACCCAUCGGCCUUAGUCUACCCGACAAACACGUCUGCCUAUGAUGCAGCGGCGACUUUGUCCCAUUUGCAUGCCGCAGCGGGCAUAAACCAUGCGUAACAUUAGCAACUGUUGAUUGCGCAUGGUAUAUUUUUAUUGUAAAGAUAGUUACAAUGGAUUGAAGAAUAUGUAACAUUCGAGUGAUUUAUGAGCUUACAUAGAAGCAUUUUAAGCUUUCUGAAGUGCACAAGCUUCGUGUGUCUUAAACCUAUUCAAGGAUAUUAGCAUUUUGUGAAAGCACAGUAGUUUCAGAUUUUAAAGUAUAUAUAGUAUUGUCU
Molecule: messenger RNA, 1490 nt
Organism: Stegodyphus dumicola
Lineage: Eukaryota; Metazoa; Arthropoda; Arachnida; Araneae; Eresidae
Product: homeobox protein SIX3-like
Biological process (GO): regulation of transcription by RNA polymerase II
Cellular component (GO): nucleus; transcription regulator complex
Molecular function (GO): DNA-binding transcription factor activity, RNA polymerase II-specific; RNA polymerase II cis-regulatory region sequence-specific DNA binding
Source: RefSeq, a predicted model, not a curated record